Messenger RNA from Corythoichthys intestinalis (scribbled pipefish), 4269 nucleotides. It is a transcript of the gene stim1b, whose product is annotated as stromal interaction molecule 1b. Gene Ontology annotation, molecular function: calcium ion binding; protein binding; calcium channel regulator activity. The record is from RefSeq and is a predicted model, not a curated record. The transcript is spliced from 14 exons. The coding region runs from base 188 to 2152 and encodes 654 amino acids. Lineage: Eukaryota; Metazoa; Chordata; Actinopteri; Syngnathiformes; Syngnathidae. Gene Ontology annotation, cellular component: plasma membrane; endoplasmic reticulum. Gene Ontology annotation, biological process: store-operated calcium entry; intracellular calcium ion homeostasis; activation of store-operated calcium channel activity.
GAGGCUCCCUGAAGGCAGCACGAACGAAUCUCUGCACUCCUGCGUUUUUUCACAGCAGCUGGUUCAGUUUGCCUCUUACCGAAGAAGUGCCUGAUCAUCAAGUGCGCUCUUUGUUGAUGAUUUCCGCUCGUUCGUACCUGAUCUGACGGCCCUCGAUGGAUUAGGGAGGAGGCCACGCUGCACAUAUAUGGCGCGUGUGUGUUUGUGGCUGCUGUGUGUCCUGAGCGUCUGGGUAGGCGAGGGUGACCGUGCCCAGCCAGAUCGCCAAUAUCAUCGUUCCAACCAAGACUCAGAUCUGUGCACAGUGGACCGGCAGCUUUGCGAAGACGAAAACGCUCUGUUGAGUUUUGAGGCCAUCCGCAGCAUUCAUGGACUGAUGGACGACGACGCAGACGGCACGGUGGACGCGGCAGAGACGGACGAGUUCCUGCGGGAGGAUCUCAAAUGUCAUGACCCGAAAGCCAAGCACAACAGUUUCCAUCGCGCGGACCUGCACAUUAGCGUGGGUGACAUGUGGGACACCUGGAAGAAAUCAGAAGUGUAUAACUGGACAGAUGAGCAGUUGGAAGAGUGGCUACAGCUGAGCGUGGAACUCCCCCAAUACGCCGAAAGCUUCCGGAAACACGGGCUGGAUGGCAAGGCGUUACCAAGGCUGGCAGUGAAAAACGCUACCUUGACUGGGACACUUUUGAAAAUUUCAGAGCGUAGUCACGCUCAAAAGCUGCAAUUAAAGGCUUUGGAUACUGUACUCUUUGGACCCCCGCCAGUCCGACAGAACCGCUGGAAGGACCUUGUUCUGGGCGUGUCUGUUCUGGCCGCGCUGGGCGGCUGCUGGUUUGCGUACGUCCAGACGAGGAGGUCAAGGGAUGACCUGAGCAAGCUGAUGAAGGACCUGGAGGGACUUCAGAGGGCCGAGCAAAGCCUGCUGGACAUGCAGGAGAAGCUGCAAAAGGCCCAAGAGGAUCAACGCUCCGUUCAGGUGGAGAAAGUGAAGGUGGAGGAGGAGCUGAGGAAUGAGAUCAGUUCCGCCAAGCAGGAAGCUCAGCGGCUCCAGGAGCUCCGUGAAGGUGCAGAAAACGAGAGGAGUCGCCAGAAGUACGCCGAGGAGGAACUAGAGCAGGUGAGGACGGCACUGAAAAAGGCAGAGAGAGAGCUGGAGUCACGGGCUCGCUGGUCGCCGCCGGACACGCUGCAAACGUGGCUCCAGCUGACGCACGAGAUAGAAGUUCAGUACUACAACGUCAAGAAGCAGAGCGCCGAGAGGCAGCUCCUGCAAGCCAGAGAAGGAGCCGAGAAGAUCAAGAAAAAGAGGAGUUCUCUCUUUGGGACGUUUCACGUGGCUCACAGUUCCUCGUUAGAUGAUGUGGACCACAAGAUCCUCUCUGCCAAACAGGCCCUGGCCGACGUGACGGCCGCGCUCCGCGAGAAGCUGCACCGCUGGCAGAACAUCGAGUCACUGACGGGUUUCUGUCUGGUCACCAACCCGGGUCUGGGUGCGCUGGCCGCCGCCCUCAAUUUGGACCCAUCCUUCCUGGGUCUGCGACCGGCGACCCCGCAGCACCUGCUAUUGUCCGACGACCUGGACGAUAUGGACGAGGACAUCCUAUCACCCGGGACGCUGAAAUAUGCUGCCUGGCAGAUGGACCGACGAGUGAGUGACCUCUGGCCACUGGGUAGCAUCGCAGACAACCAUUCACCAUGGAAACUCUCUGCAGCUCAGAAUCUGAUACCCCUGCAGCAAAGGAUGGGAGAUUCCACCAUGAUGUUCAGCUCUCAGAGGGACAUUAUGGAUCGCUCCGACUCUGAUUCGCCUCUUCCGUUUUACCACGGCGACUCGCAAAGCCCGUACGGCUCGCAGGCGAGGCCCCCGCAGGGUUGGAGCCCCGGGAUUGAAAGAGGAGUAGGAGGAAGCAUGGGGAAGAGCUCCAGCCUCGGGGAGCUGAGGGGACCCUCCUCCGCCAUCCUGGCCUCCUCCUGCUCCACUCGCUCGCUGUGCUUCACGGCCGAUACCGCCGACAGCCCCGUCCUCUACUCGGCCUUCCCCACGCACCCGAGGCGGAGCCCCGUAGAAGAGGGACGUGAGGAGGGCGAGGCUUCGGGGGGCGGCCGUCGCAGAAACGCCUUCAAUAAGAUUUUCAAGAAAAAGAAGUGACGACCCCUUAAGCAGGGGACAUCUAGCGCCAUCAAUGGCAGCCAGUGUGUUACGUGAGAACUUCAAGGAAGCACAGAUUACAUUUAGUCACCAGGGAAAUACAUUCUCACACUUGUUUUCACCUGAAGGCAGCAUGAAAAGGUACACAGCAAGAGAAAACUCUAGCACGAUCUAGGUUAUUUCAUAUGACGAGAGCAAUAUGCCUUCAUAUAAGUAGUGUUGUAACACUGUAACAUAUUUUUGCACACAUUUAAGACAUCUAUCAAUACUUGUUAGUGGUUUUUACAGUUUGAGACAACUGUAUAGUCUGUUAGCAUAAUUUGCAAUUCAUCACUCAUAUACGGUCAGUUGGGCGAUUUCCGACAUGCCUUGCUGUUUUCAUAGUUGCGUAUAUCAUUGCUGUUUUUAGUAGGUAAUUCUUUUCUAGUCGCUAUGUGUUCAAACACCUCAUAAUUUAUUGAUUGUCAGUCAAUGUUUUAAUUCUGUACAAUUUGUUAAUAAUGUAUUGUUGACGAAGUAGUAGUGGAUUUAACCGCUUUUAAAGCUAGCAGUCUGAGGUCAAUUCCCACCUAAUGUUUGAGUCCAGUGGCUUAUUGGUCACCCGUUCGGAUCGGCGGAUGUUAAAGACUUCAAUACUUAGCUAUUCCUAACGGUAUGUGGUGAUAAAAUGUAUCAAUGGUAGAUAAAUAUACUAGUAGAAGUCCAUUGGCUGCCGUUGAUUGUGAUAGACGUCCAAUCCAUUUGAAGCUGGAUCGCUGCCAUCACUCCUACUUCAAAUGGAUUGGAUGGCUACGAGUGAUGAACCCAUUUCAAUCCACAGGAAAAGGAUGAAAAGAGCCGCACUGAAAGAGAGUUGAUGAAUAAGCGCAAAAUGGUCUGUUCAGUAAAUAAUUGUGAUGAUGGAUGGGAAUUAUGCCAAUAGAAAGUUUAGUAUAGUAUAUGUAGCGUCAUAUCGCACAGCACUAACUGUCACAAAUCAGGGUGUGUGUAUGUGUGAGGCAGGAUGUGAUGUCAACUAUUUACUCAGAGCAAAGUAUUUAUGUAAAGAAAACUGGCUGUUGAAUAUAUAUACAUUACCCACGUGGCCUCUUUUGGUACAAGUUCCUAAAAUAAACAUUUCAAAAAUUGUGUAUUGAUAAAUGAUACAACUGCAACAAUGAGGAUGACUGACUAUUUUAUUUUGAAGGACAAAUGAAAAGUUGGCUGCAGGGGUGAUUGUCAAACAUUUUAAACCAAGUACGAUAGCGCAUUUAAAAAAAAAAAAAAAAAAACAUAAUUAACAAGUGUCGUCUGAAAAUUAUCCCCUUAACAAGGCAGAGGUUUUAAUCAGAAAAAGUGUAUUCAAUAAUCUUAAUAACGCAGCGCAAUUCAAAUUAAACACAUGGGAAAAUGCAGAGAUCCCUCGUUUUUUGCGGUUAAUGGGGACCAGAACCCACUGCGACAAGUGAAAAACCGCAAAGUAGCCCCCAACCACCCCACAAAAAGUUUUUUUUUGGAUGUGUUCAAUGUAUUCAUUCAGAUUUAGCAUUGUAAAGAGAUAUAAAUAUAUGACGUUUUUUCACAUUUUUUCCAAAGUAUAAUUCAAAAAACUUUUAUGUGUAAAUAUUUAUUUUAAUAAAUGGCUUUUAAGCACUUGAAAUGUAAUAAUUAUGUUAAGUUUUAAACAUGUUACUGUCCCAAGAACAAGAAUAAAGCAGAGAAAUGCUUGGCUUUAUUAAAUGCUUCUUCAGUGAGUCCACUCAAAUUCCGCUCAAGCUGCUCACUUCGAAUGAGAUGCCGCAGCAACUGUUUAAACAAGUAAAACGGUGAUUGACGCAUGCGGCGCAUUGAUCUUGCAAAAGAACCGAACUUCAAACAUUAAACAUCUGUCAAUCAUCAUUUACCUUAAUAAACAACUCCAGUGCACUCACUGCCUGACUAACAAAGAGCAGGGAGAGGGAGACUCCGCUAUCGGCUCAGGACAGCUCUUCUGUAUUUUUUUUUUAAUUGAAAGAAAAUCCGCGAUGGACAGAGGGCGCAAAGUUUCAAACGCGAAGUAGUGAGGGAUCACUAAUUUUAAACAAGCAUUUAUGUGCUACUACAGACUAAAGGCUGCUCUCUACUGGCCAACUCGUAAU